ACACCGUCAGUGACUCUUUAGGGAGCGCGCAGGAGGAUGCACUCAGCCCUGUAGGACGCUUUAUUUCCCUCAAACUUCCCUCUGCGAGUGAUGCUCCUGUAGGAAGACGCUUGCAAGAGUUGCAAAAUGGCCGAUAAAGACAGCGUGGAGAAGUAUCUGGAGAACAACCCGCAGUUCGCCAAAGAGUACUUCGACAAGAAGCUGCGGGCGGAAGCCUUGUCCGCCGCUUUCUCCGCCGCCGUCCAGGUGACGGACACCGCCUCCUUCAAGGAUGUCAACUCGGUGCAAGAGGCCGCCAUCGUCUUCGAGCUGGUGCAGGAGAUGCAGAAGCAGGGCCCGGUGGAGGAGUCCAUCCACAAGGUGCUGCAGAGGCUGGCCCUCAUCCUGCAAGCCGACAGGGUCAGCUUUUACCAGUGCCGCUCCAGGAACGGCACGCCCGAGCUCGCCAGUUGCCUCUUCGACGUGAACCCGACGUCCAAAUACGAGGCCAACUUGGUCCACCCCCAGACUGAGAUUGUGAUCCCCCUGGAGUUGAGCAUCGUCGGAUUCACCGCAAAUUCCAGAAAGCCCCAAAAUGUCCCCGAUGUGUCUCAGAAUAAAAAGUUCUGCGACUUUGUGGACAAGCAGACGGGCUACAAGACCAAAUGCAUGCUCACCUUCCCGCUGGUGGCCGACAAAGAGUGCCUUGGGGUCGUCACGGCGCUCAACAAGAUCGGUGCGGCUCACUUCACCCCGGAAGAUGAAGCGCUCUUCCACAAGUACAUGAACUUUGCUCAAGUCAUCGCCCUGCAAUAUCACACCAACUACAUGUUCAACGUGGAGUCCAGAAGGAGUCAGGUCCUGCUUUGGUCCGCUAGUAAAGUUUUUGAAGAGUUGACGGACAUCGAGAGACAGUUCCACAAAGCUCUCUACACCGUGAGGACAUACCUGCUGUGUGAAAGAUACUCGGUGGGCCUCUUGGACAUGACCAAGGAGAAGGAAUUCUAUGACGAAUGGCCGGUGAAACUUGGAGACGUGGAACCUUAUAAAGGACCUAAAACGCCAGAUGGAAGGGAAGUUAUCUUUUAUAAGAUAAUUGACUACCUCCUGGAGGGCAAAGAGGAAAUCAAAGUCAUACCUGGUCCUCCAGCAGAUCAUUGGGCUCUGGUUAGCGGACUACCGACCUACGUGGCAGAGAACGGCUUUAUUUGUAACAUGAUGAACGUGGCUGCAGAUGACUUCUUCACGUUUCAGAAAGAGGCAGUGGAUGAGACAGGUUUCGUCAUCAAAAACUGCCUGUCGUUGCCCAUCGUCAACAAGAAAGAAGAAAUUGUGGGCAUUGCCACUUUCUUCAACAGGAAAGACGGCAAGCCCUUCGACGAAUACGACGAGCAAAUCACAGAGGCCCUGACCCAGUUCUUGGGCUGGUCCGUCCUCAACUGUGACACCUACGACAGGCUCAACCGUAUGGAGUACAGGAAAGACAUCGCCCAGGAGAUGCUCAUGUACCAGAGCAGGUGUACGACCGAUGAACUACAGUCCAUCUUGAACACCAAGGAAAAGUUUGAUAGUGAGCCCGAAGACUGUGACCAGAAAGACAUGUACAAACUAUUGAGAGGAACGUGCCCGCCAGCCGACAACGUCAAUGGCGAAAACUUGUACAACUUCGGCUUCAGCGAUUUCCCCGUGUCCGAGUUCGACCUCAUCAAAGCCGGCAUUCGAAUGUUCUUUGAACUCGGGGUGAUUGAAAAGUUCAAAGUUCCAGCAGAGACGCUGACUCGCUGGAUGUACACGGUGAGGAAGGGCUACCGAGCCAUCACCUACCAUAACUGGCGGCACGGCUUCAACGUGGGCCACACCAUGUUCUGCCUGCUUCAGACAGGGAAGCUGAGGAAGUACUAUUCCGAUCUGGAUGCCUUUGCCAUGGUAGCCGCCGCCUUCUGUCACGAUAUCGACCACAGAGGCACCAACAACCUCUACCAGACAAAGAGUGCGUCUCCUCUUGCCAAACUUCAUGGCUCAUCGAUCAUGGAGAGACACCACUUGGAGUACAGCAAGACCCUCAUGGCCGAGGAGAGCCUGAACAUCUUCUGCAACCUUCAGAAGCGGCAGUUUGAGACCGUGCAGCAUCUGUUUGACGUCUGCAUCAUCGCCACCGACCUGGCGCUCUACUUCAAAAAGAGAACCAUGUUCCAGAACAUUGUGAACGCCACCGAGCCAAUGGCAAACGAAAAGGAAGCCGUGGACUACAUUUCCAACAACCCCACCAGAAAGGAGGUUAUCAUGGCCAUGAUGAUGACCGGCUGCGACCUGUCAGCCAUCACCAAACCCUGGGAAGUGCAGAGCAAGGUGGCGCUGAUGGUCGCCGCCGAAUUCUGGGAACAGGGAGAUCUGGAGAGAUCGGUUUUGGACCAGCAACCAAUUCCCAUGAUGGACAGAAACUGUGCCGAGCAGCUACCCAAGAUGCAGUGCGGUUUCAUCGACUUUGUGUGCGCGUUUGUGUACAAGGAGUUCUCCAGGUUCCACAAGGAGAUCCAGCCCAUGUUUGACGGCCUCAACAACAACCGCUCGCACUGGAACGAGCUGGCCGAGGUGUACAACGCCAAGAUGAAAGCCAUCGAGGACGAGAAGAAGAAACUGGAGGAGGAAGAAGCCAGGAAAGCGGGCGGCGGCGAAGGGAAGUCAAAAACGUGCGUCGUCUGCUAACUUCCUCCUCCUGGCGCUUGGAUAUGAACUGUUGAGCCUCCUGCUUGGAUCUAUAGAGCUUCCUGGUUUAGGUCCAGUCCAACCUAGACCACUUUUAGUCUCCUAGGCCUGCCUGAGGACGGAAUAAUCGCACACGACGAAGAACAAUGUGGGAAUUCUUGAAGACAUGUUGGACGAUGGAAUGUUUCCACUUCUUCAGACCUGAUCCACGGACGCUAAGCCCCGCCCACAACUCCUCAUGUCAUGUUGCUAGGCAGUUAGCGCAUCGUCUAGUUUCACUUAGCUGCUGCUGUUUGAGCAGCGCCCAAUGGAUGCAGGCUGCGGUCAUUAUGCAAAACCAGUGAAGUUGGCACGUUGUGUAAAUCGUAAAUAAAAAACACAAUACAAUUAUUUGCAAAUCCUUUUCAAAUUAUAUUCAAUUGAAUAGACUGCAAAGACAAGAUAUUUAAUGUUCCAACUGAGAAACUUUAUUUAUUUUUGCAAAUAAUCAUUAACUUAGAAUUUAAUGGCAGCAACACAUUGCAAAAAAGUUGGCACAGGGGAAUGUUUACCACUGUGUUACAUGGCCUUUCCUUUUAACAACACUCAGUAAACAUUUGGGAACUGAGGAGACACAUUUUUUAAGCUUCUCAGGUGGAAUUCUUUCCCAUUCUUGCUUGAUGUACAGCUUAAGUUGUUCAACAGUCCGGGGGUCUCCGUUGUGGUAUUUUAGGCUUCAUAAUGCGCCACACAUUUUCAAUGGGAGACAGGUCUGGACUACAGGCAGGCCAGUCUAGUACCCGCACUCUUUUACUAUGAAGCCACGCUGUUGUAACACGUGGCCUGGCAUUGUCUUGCUGAAAUAAGCAGGGGCGUCCAUGAUAACGUGGCUUGGAUGGCAACAUAUGUUGCUCCAAAACCUGUAUGUACCUUUCAGCAUUAAUGGCGCCUUCACAGAUGUGUAAGUUACCCAUGUCUUGGGCACUAAUACACCCCCAUACCAUCACAGAUGCUGGCUUUUACACUUUACGCCUAUAACAACCCGGAUGGUUCUUUUCCUCUUUGUUCCUGAGGACACGACGUCCACAGUUUCCAAAAACAAUUUGAAAUGUGGACUCGUCAGACCACAGAACACUUUUCCACUUUGCAUCAGUCCAUCUUAGAUGGCAUUUCUGGGUGUUGUUGAUAAAUGGCUUUGCUUUGCAUAGUAGAGUUUUAAAAUGACUGAGCAUUUCAUGAUUUUAUACCCAAUCAUUGCACCCAACUGUUCCCAAUCAGCCUGUUCACCUGCGGGAUGUUCCAAAUAAGUGUUUGAUGAGCAUUCCUCAACUUUCUCAGUCUUUUUUGCCACUUGUGCGAGCUUUUUUGGAACAUGCUGCAGGCAUCAAAUUCCAAAUGAGCUAAUAUUUGCAAAAAAUAACAACGUUUUCCAGUUCGAAGGUUAAGUAUCUUGUCUUUGCAGUCUAUUCAAUUGAAUAUAUGUUGAAAAGGAUUUGCAAAUCAUUGUAUUCUGUUUUUAUUUACCAUUUACACAACGUGCCAACUUCACUGGUUGUGGGUUUUGUAAUAAAAAUCGGAAAUUUACAAGUACAUCUUAUAAGAGAAAAGUCAGAAUUGUGUCUAAAAAAAAAAGUGUAACUUUAUGGAGGUACAGCAAAUCUAAUUUCUUGAACUAGAGUGGUGAUUUUACACAACUGAAACCCGUAAUCUUACAAAAAUACCUUUGGAAGGUUACGAGAAAAAACCAUAAUUUGUAAAACAAACGUAAAAGUGGCAUAGAAAAACCAAAAAAGUCGAAAAUUAAUUUAUAAUAUCUUUAGAAAACCCUUUUUGUUUUACGGCAACAAAUUUGUCAUUUUUUGAGUCGUAUUUUUUCGAUUAUAAACGACGUUGCUGUGCGAGAAAAAGGACAUUUGGAAAACCACGAGACAAAACUUGUAAAUUUGUGAGCUUGAUACGAACUACAGGGAAACUUUUUUGAACUUUUCUCUACAAAAAAUCAGAAUAUUCUAAAAAAAUUAUGAGGACUAAAAAUAUUUUGAGGUAUUUUACGAGAAUAAAACAAAAGCAGCUUUACGAGAUAAUCGUAAAUUACUUGAAGUGUCAUGAUUCAAUGACAAAAAGUUGUAAUAUAAUAUAUAAUAAUACAUACAACAUUUUUAGAGACAGAAAAGUGGACUAUUUUGUAACAUUAUGGAGAAAUGUGUAAUAUUUGGAGAAACUUGACGAGAUAAAUGAGCAGAAAUGUGUCAUCAUUUUACGAGAUUUUCCAGAAAAAAGUCCUAAUUUGGGGUUAAUCAGUUGAAGAAACAUUCCAAGAGUUGAGGCUAACAAUGUAUGAGAGCACGUUUGCUUGAGUAGGAAAGCUUUCAUUAUCAAUCUACUGUAUAAACACAUCGAUUGGGCCAAAGUCCUCCUUCAUGUGGCGCAAAGCUGAACUGUUUUACCCUCUUUUUUUUCUUUUUUAGUAACAAGCCUCCUCUUUCAAAACAUGAGCGAUCAAUCAAAGGUCCUUAAUCCUAUCAGGGCAGCUUUACAGCUACCUGGAAACAUCGCUCCCUCCCAGCUUGAGGAGCCAAAAAAGUGCACCCGGGCCAUCAUUUCAUAACCCGUUGAAAUGACCUCAUCGAGUGUGCGUGUCAGAGAUGUAUGUAAGAAGCAAAUAAACGGGGAGUUCACCGUGA
Molecule: messenger RNA, 5348 nt
Organism: Entelurus aequoreus (snake pipefish)
Lineage: Eukaryota; Metazoa; Chordata; Actinopteri; Syngnathiformes; Syngnathidae
Gene: pde6c
Product: phosphodiesterase 6C, cGMP-specific, cone, alpha prime
Exons: 22
Coding region: 127-2685 (852 amino acids)
Biological process (GO): signal transduction; visual perception
Molecular function (GO): 3',5'-cyclic-nucleotide phosphodiesterase activity; protein binding
Source: RefSeq, a predicted model, not a curated record